Molecule: messenger RNA, 1958 nt
Organism: Pelmatolapia mariae (spotted tilapia)
Lineage: Eukaryota; Metazoa; Chordata; Actinopteri; Cichliformes; Cichlidae
Product: E3 SUMO-protein ligase ZBED1-like
Exons: 2
Coding region: 39-1748 (569 amino acids)
Biological process (GO): regulation of transcription by RNA polymerase II
Cellular component (GO): nucleus
Molecular function (GO): protein dimerization activity; DNA binding
Source: RefSeq, a predicted model, not a curated record
GAAGCGUUGCCAUGCUACUGUAGCUAACACGCACGAGCAUGGAGAAGGACGGACCUUUGGGCGGAAAGUUUCACUUUAAGAAGUUGCCUAACGGCGUGUUGGACAAAACGAGAGUAACGUGCACAAUUUGCAAGGCUGAAUUCAGCUACCACAGAAGCAAUUCGUCUCUGGGGUAUCACCUGAGAGCGAAGCACCCGGAUGAAUCACAGGAUUAUGGUGGUCGUGGGCUAAAAACAGAAGAGGUGAGUGAAAAGUUAACCAACGCCUUGGUUGUUUGGAUAGCGAAAAGCUGCCGACCCGUUAGCAUGGUCGAAGAUGACGGACUGAAAGAAGUCCUUCGCACUGCAUCGGGAGAUAUGUGCUACGACCUGCCCUCCACAGAAACCAUUGUGUCGAGACUGCACGCUGUGUAUGAGGACCAGAGGGCUCAGCGGCACACCAAGCUUCUGGGAGCAAUGCACGUCUCCCUCACCGGAGACCGCUGGACGUCGGUGGACGACGAUAACUACUGCGCCGUCACAGCGCACUUUAUUGAUAACGACUGGACUCUACAGUCGUUUGCGCUAGCAGUGAGUAAAACUGAAGAGACACACUAUGCUGACCAUUUUCUCAGUGUUGCAAACGAAUGGAAAAUAGGGGACAAGCUAACCACGCUUGGCACCGACAGUGCUUGGCUGUAUGGUAACAUGGUUGAUGUGGCCAGCCUACUUCCAUUUGAACACAUGCCCUGCACGGCCCACAUUCUGCAGAGUGCGAUCACAGUUUCUCUGAAUGACAGCGGCUUUGAAACAGUUCUGGCCAAAUGUCGCGAGAUUGUUGGACAUUUUGAGGAUAGUCCAGCGAACGCUCAGGAAUUAAAUGCACAGCAAGCUGCACAUGGACAUAACACGGAAGCACUUGUUCAGGAUGCUCAGACAAGAUGGAACUCCACCCUAGAGAUGAUCAAGGUGAUCCAGAGAAACAAAUCUGUGCUCACCUCCAUCCUGACUCAGCAAAACAGCACAGUGACCAUGCUGACUGACCAGGAGCUUGACAGACUGCAGAAGCUGGAGGAACUACUCGAACCUUGCAGAUAUGUGACCGAGCUGCUGGGGGGAGAGCGCUAUGUCUCCUGCUCCAUGGUGCUGCCAGCCUUGCGUCAUUUGUUCUGGGUCAUGGAGCCCUUGGAUGAUGACCCAGUCUACGUUGUGAAGUUUAAGAUGGUUUUUACCACAGACUUAGCUCAGCGGAGGGCCAGCAGCAAUCUCACAUGGCUGAAGAUCGCUACUGCCCUGGAUCCGAGGUUUAAAGACCUUAAGUGUCUUCCCAAAGAGGAAAGAAGAGAGGUGUGGACUCUGGUACAUGACCUUCUGAUGGCAGAGGCACAAGCACAACAACCAUCUGUUCAGAUAAAAGAGGAACCAUCACCAAAGAAGAGCAAGAUGUCCAUCUUCCUCCUGGGUUCUUCAGAUUCAGAUACAGAGGAGGAGGAAGACUCUAUCGGCCGCUGUCUGGAUCGGUACAAAGCAGAGCCCAAAGCGGGCGCAGGGGAGUGUCCACUACAGUGGUGGUUAAAGAGAGAAGGGGCGCACGCCAGGCUGGCAUCUAUUGCACGCAAGUACCUGUCAACCCCUGCAACCACAGUGCCUUGUGAGAGAUUAUUCUCACUCUCAGGUGACGUCACUCAAAAGAAGCGUGCGUCUUUGUCCUCAGAAGAUGUAAACAGAAUAGUCUGCCUCAGUAACUGGCUGAGUGCACACAAGGACUGAGCCGAGUCGCUGCUUUGGAGGGAAAAACGUUCAACACUCUGAGGUUUUGUCCUUUUUUGAAAUUCAGCUGGCAUUAAGAUGUUACACAUUUUGUUUUUUACAUUUCUAUUAUAGUUGGAUUAUUGUUCAGCCUGGGUUCAGUAUUAUUUCCUAUCAGCAGAUACUAGAAAGAUGUCACACAAACACUAUUAAACUUCUCUUUGAAUUUAA